This is a messenger RNA of Pyricularia pennisetigena, 279 nucleotides long. RefSeq lists its product as uncharacterized. The record is from RefSeq and is a predicted model, not a curated record. The transcript is spliced from 2 exons. NCBI's taxonomy places the organism in Eukaryota, Fungi, Ascomycota, Sordariomycetes, Magnaporthales, Pyriculariaceae. The coding region runs from base 1 to 279 and encodes 92 amino acids.
AUGGUUUGGGUUCCAACAUUUGGUAACGAGGACGUUGGGGGGAGGCUCGGCAUCGCCAGCCCGGGAAAAACCUGGUCCCCCCCUACUCCUUCUCCAUUGUCUUCCCCCCUUUACGCGAAGUUCCGGGGGAGCCUCGUGGUCAAGUGCAAAACACUCCACGGAGAAGAGCUGGAGUCUCCAGACUGCAUUGGCUUGAAGGGGUUGUUGGUGUGGGGCUCACGACUCGUUCGUCCUUUUUCGGCCACGUACGAUCACCUUGAUUUGAUUGGAUGUUUGUAA